Messenger RNA from Lycium ferocissimum, 1976 nucleotides. RefSeq names its product chaperone protein dnaJ 20, chloroplastic-like. The record is from RefSeq and is a predicted model, not a curated record. NCBI's taxonomy places the organism in Eukaryota, Viridiplantae, Streptophyta, Magnoliopsida, Solanales, Solanaceae. Bases 663 to 1175 code for a protein of 170 amino acids. Gene Ontology annotation, cellular component: chloroplast. The transcript has a single exon.
UUCAUAUUUACUAACCCUCCUUCAUAAAAUCUUGCCAAGGCCUAUACUUAGAAGUUGUACGUACUACUUUGUUGUUUUAAUUUAUUGACCUGAAACACAAACUUUUUCAAUCAACACAUCUAAUCUAUAAAACUCUCUUUUCAUAGUCUUUUUGAAAACGCACUUCACUCAUUCGAUUUCAUAUUUACAAACCCUCCUUGAUAAAAUCUUUGACAAGGUCAUAGCUUGGUACGUAGUUUAUUGAUUUGAAACAAAAAGACUAUCAAUCAAUUUGAUCUGACCUUCAAAACUCUCUUCUUACACUCCUUUCGAACACACACUCCACGCAUUACAAAUCCACCUUGAUAAAAUUUGACAAGGAAGGUCGAAGUACGUACUAAUUUGUAGUCUUUAUUGAUUAAUUGAACGAAAAUUAUCAAUAAAUUCCAUCUGACCUUAAAAACUCUCUUCUCAUACUCCUUCCGAGCACACACAUCACUCUUCAUACUUACAAAGUACAAAACCUCGAUAAACUCUUGACAAGGUCAUAGCUCAGCAGCAUAUAUCUGUUUGUCGUAGUUUUUAUUGACCUGAAACACGAAUUUCUUAUCAGUCAACUCGAUCCGACCUUUCAAAUUCUCUUCUCUCACUCCUUGUUCGUCAUUCCUGUAGGCGUACUAGCAAUGGAGAUAUCCUUGAAGAUGAAUAACUAUAAAGCGGACAUUCUCCCAAUAUUAUUUAUUCACAAAGAAGGUGGAAAGAACAAACUCAUGAAGGGUGCUAGUCAUCAACUAAAAAUCAUGGCAAAUAUGCAAAAGGAAAAAUUAGCCAAUAAUCUCUAUGAAGUGCUUUCUCUUCGUUCUACAGAUGUAGGGUUUGAAGAGAUAAAGAAAGCUUAUAGAUGCAAGGCUCUUCAACACCAUCCUGAUAUUUGUCAUCAUUCAAAUAAAGAAGAAUCAACAAGACAAUUCAUUGAGCUGAGAAAGGCAUAUGAGACUCUUUCCGAUCCAAUUUCUCGACAAAUUUAUGAUUAUGAGCUGAGUUUGAUGAAUUCUAGUGACAAUGAAUUGAUGUGGGGAAAGUCUAAGGAAAAUAGGAAGACAAUUUUCACUAAGGAGGUAUUGGAAAGACAACUUGAUGGGUUGAGAAGGCGAUCUUGUAAUAGAAUGGAGAAAAAGAAAUGUACGUUCAGCUAGAAAUUAUUUUUAUUUGUUUCAAUUUAUGUGAUACUAUUUCUUUAUUAGUCUAUUCUAAAAACAGUGACAUGUUUAUGUAUUUGAAAGUUAAAUUCUCAUUUUACCAUCGAUGAGAAGCUUUAAUAAGCCACACAAAUAUUAUAACAUAUUUAUGUUAAAAUACUAACUUUUUUAUUCCUAGUUUUUUUGUUUUGCAAUGAACUCAAAUGUUUAAAUAACCUAUACAAAUAUUUUGAAAAAUGAGUAACUGUGAUAAAAUUUUGAACAAUGUCGCUGGUUUGCAGCUAUAAUCAGUUGCAUACAACCUGACAUGACUAUCUAUGCAUCGCAAAAGGAUUUGUGGUUGGUGACUUGAAGUUUAAUAUACACGGUUGAUUGCAAUAAGAUGGAAGCACUAAGAAACUUAUUCCCCGGAAUGAGAGUACAACAAAAUACGUCUUACUUAUAAAAAGAUUUCAUAUUCAGGCAAUUGCAUAAUUAAUGAUUGCUUUAUGAUAGAUUUGAAUUCAUAAUUUUGACUGGGAGAGGGAAACUAGAUUUAGUGACCCGAUUAUUUCUGAGAAAGCUAGUUACAGAUCUAAAAUUUCUACAUUAACUUUAAUGGACUGCGAUCCUUUCAGUUCUGAAAUUUUAUCUGUUUACUUAUAUGGUUUUCAAACCAUGUUCUUGGAUUCUUAUGAACCCAUACAUCAAACGAUUGGGGAUUAGACCGACGAAUUGAAUCUUGCUCGACUGCAUUUUCAGUCUCUGUGGUCUCGCAAAGGAUCGCUUUCAUUCUUCAUGACACCAACCGCUGUAUUG